CAAAGUAAUACCUCAAAGAUGAUGCACGCAGUUGGAGAAAUAUUCAAGCCAGAUGAGCCACCUCUGGAACGUACCAAGGAGAAGUGUGGAUUCUUCUGUUGUGUCUUAUUUACAUUCAAACUAUUUGUAAGAUUAAUAUGUUUGGUUGCUGGUGCCGCCCAAUGCGCAAUGGGAGGCUAUACAUUCUAUAAUAUUGCCAAUACCAAGACAAAGACAAUUGAGAACUAUAUUCAAUUAUCUGUCAUUGGUUUCUUUGCAGUUGUAACGGGUCUGGCUAUUUUAUUCGCCGAGAUAAGGAAUAGAUGGACAAAGAAGACUUUGAGAGUGAUGAUAUUCAUUGCCAAUGGUCUGGCCAGAGGAUUCGUUUAUAUAUUAAUUGGUUGUAUUGAUAUCCCAAUUCCAUUCAAGUUCUGGAAGGUCACCGCAAUGCACGUCGGUGUAGGAAUUAUUGGUUGUGGUGUAUUGUCAAUCAUUACAUUCCUGGUGUCAUGGAGAAGAAAGAGACAGAGAAAGAAUAAGGACAUUGCCACUGCACAGGACAAGACCAAGAAGACUCAACUUUACGAUCUGUUUGAGCGUGAAGAUUCGUUGAAGGAGCAAAUUACCAAGGAUGGCAAUGAGAAGGAUUUGGAGAUGCAGCCAGUCCAAGAG
This is a messenger RNA of Acytostelium subglobosum LB1, 651 nucleotides long. RefSeq lists its product as hypothetical. NCBI's taxonomy places the organism in Eukaryota, Evosea, Eumycetozoa, Acytosteliales, Acytosteliaceae. The record is from RefSeq and is a predicted model, not a curated record. The annotation marks the transcript as partial. The transcript has 3 exons.